CCUUGCGGCUCUUGGGGUCCAAGAAUCCUCUGAUAUAAACCGUCGCUCUCCCGAUGCGCAUUUGUCGCCCACCCCUAUUCCGUUGAUCCGUCCCCGGCGAAAAAGGAGCAAUUUCUCCUCCUUCCUCUCGAGACGGAAACAGUAAACAUCACUGUCACAGUCUCACUCCAGUGAAGUGAGUCGAGGUUACAGGUUUGGGUUUUUGGAGGCUUUCGCUUAUGCGGUGUGUGUCGGUCAACUGAGGACAGGGUAACGAGUGGUUCUUGCCAAGAAAGGGGGGUUGGUUAUGGCGAGAGGGCCGGGCAUGCCGGCGGCGGCGGCGCUGGGGGCCGUGGUGAUCUUAGCCGCCGCAGCCGGCUGGCACGGCGCGGAGGGUAAGUCGUGCACCAACGCGUUCCCGGGGCUGACGUCGCACACGGAGCGCGCGGCGACGCAGCUGCGGUCCGCGCCGCGGGCGCCGGUGCCCGAGCGCAGCCACCACGGUCGCCACACCCAUGAGCAUGGCCACGAGCAGCACCUCACCCCCACCGACGAGUCCGCCUGGAUGUCGCUCAUGCCACGGCGGGCUCUGCGGCGCGAGGAGGCGUUCGACUGGCUCAUGCUCUACCGCAAGCUCCGGGGCGCCACCGCCGGCGCGCCGCGGCCCGGGGUUGCGGCCGGGGCGUUCCUCUCCGAGGCCUCCCUGCACGACGUGCGGCUUGAGCCGGGCAGCCCGUACUGGCAAGCACAGCAGACCAAUCUGGAGUACCUGCUCCUCCUGGACGUCGACCGCCUCGUCUGGAGCUUCCGCAAGCAAGCCGGCCUGACGGCGCCGGGAACGCCCUAUGGCGGGUGGGAGGGCCCUAACGUCCAGCUCCGGGGUCACUUUGUUGGGCAUUACCUGAGUGCUACUGCAAAGAUGUGGGCUAGCACACACAAUGAUACUCUUAAUGUGAAAAUGUCGUCUGUCGUCGACGCGCUCUAUGAUUGUCAGAAGAAGAUGGGCACAGGGUACCUGUCGGCCUUCCCGUCGGAAUUCUUCGAUUGGGUUGAGGCCAUCAGGCCUGUCUGGGCCCCUUACUACACAAUCCACAAGAUUAUGCAAGGCCUUCUUGAUCAGUACACGGUGGCUGGGAAUUCCAAGGCUCUUGACAUGGUGGUAAAGAUGGCUAAUUAUUUCAGUGAUCGGGUGAAGAAUGUCAUACAGAAAUACAGCAUUGAGAGGCACUGGGAGUCUCUCAAUGAGGAAACUGGUGGGAUGAAUGAUGUGCUCUAUCAGCUCUACACAAUAACGAAUGAUCUGAAGCAUUUGACACUGGCCCAUCUCUUCGAUAAGCCAUGCUUUCUUGGGCUGCUUGCAGUUCAGGCUGACAGCAUUUCAGGCUUCCAUUCCAAUACACACAUUCCAGUUGUCAUUGGUGCACAGAUGAGGUAUGAAGUUACCGGAGAUCCUCUUUACAAGCAAAUUGCCACAUUCUUUAUGGAUACAAUAAAUUCAUCUCAUAGCUACGCGACUGGUGGCACAUCUGCUGGUGAAUUCUGGACUGACCCAAAACAUUUAGCUGAGACUCUGAGUACUGAGAAUGAGGAAUCUUGCACCACUUACAACAUGCUUAAGAUAUCUCGCAACCUAUUCCGAUGGACAAAGGAAAUAUCAUAUGCAGAUUACUAUGAAAGAGCACUGAUAAAUGGUGUUUUAAGCAUUCAAAGGGGGACAGAUCCUGGUGUGAUGAUUUACAUGCUACCCCAGGCCCCUGGACACUCUAAGGCUGUGAGUUAUCAUGGUUGGGGAACAAAGUACGAUUCUUUCUGGUGUUGUUAUGGGACAGGUAUAGAAUCCUUUUCAAAACUUGGCGAUUCUAUUUACUUUGAGGAGAAAGAAGAUACACCUGCACUCAACAUCAUUCAGUACAUACCAAGCACUUUCAACUGGAAAGCAGCUGGGCUCACUGUUACUCAGCAAAUCAAAACCCUCAGUUCUUCUGACCUGUAUCUUCAAAUUUCACUCUCCAUUUCUGCAGAGACGACAAGUCAGUCUGCCAAAUUGAAUGUUAGAAUUCCAUCAUGGACAUUUGCUGAUGGUGCAGGAGCAAAUCUAAAUGGCAAAGAUUUGGGGUCAUUAUCUCCAGGAUCUUUCCUCUCAGUCACCAAACAAUGGAACUCAGAGGAUCACUUAUCACUACGCUUUCCCAUCAGGUUAAGAACUGAAGCAAUUAAAGAUGACAGGCCGGAGUAUGCAUCCCUUCAAGCCAUCCUAUUUGGGCCAUUUGUUCUUGCUGGCCUAUCCACUGGUGACUGGGAUGCAAAAGUUGGCAAUAGCAGUACAAUUUCAGAUUGGAUCACCACUGUUCCUUCAGUGUACAACUCACAGCUGGCAACCUUCACACAAGUAUCCAAUGGAAAAACAUUUGUCCUCUCAAGCGCAAAUGGCUCCCUAACAAUGCAAGAGCGACCUGAAGUUGACGGCACCGACAUCGCCAUCCACGCAACAUUCAGGGCACACCCUCAGGACUCAACGGAGCUGCAUGACACAUACAGCACAACCAUGAAGGGAGCUUCCGUGCUGAUCGAGCCAUUUGACUUGCCAGGAACUGUGAUCACCAACAACCUCACCCUAUCCGCGCAGAAGGGUUCAGAUUCCCUCUUCAACAUAAUACCCGGGCUCGAUGGAAAUCCUAAUUCAGUUUCCCUCGAGCUCGGGACCAAACCAGGGUGCUUCUUGGUGACAGGCGUGGAUUACUCUGCAGAGACUAAGAUUCAGGUCAGCUGCAAGAGCUCUCUUCAGAGCAUUGGUGGGAUACUCGAGCAGGCGGCGAGCUUUGUGCAGACUGCCCCACUGAGGCAGUACCAUCCAAUCAGCUUUAUCGCAAAGGGAGUGAGGAGGAACUUCAUCCUGGAGCCACUGUACAGCUUGAGGGACGAAUUCUAUACGGUUUACUUCAACAUUGGGGGCUGAGUCCCCAAAUUUACACUUGGAGUAGAAAAAAUACAGAAUAAUGCACGGCCUCUUUCUUCUCAUACACUGUAGUUUAGAACAGACAAUUAAAGAGGAAAUGAGCUGUUUCAUGUGUAUCCCUCUCAUAUACAUUCACUUACUGCAAUACCGAGCAAUCCACACAGCGCUUCUUCGGUCC
Molecule: messenger RNA, 3113 nt
Organism: Setaria italica (foxtail millet)
Lineage: Eukaryota; Viridiplantae; Streptophyta; Magnoliopsida; Poales; Poaceae
Exons: 13
Coding region: 287-2935 (882 amino acids)
Biological process (GO): carbohydrate metabolic process
Source: RefSeq, a predicted model, not a curated record